AUGUUUUACAAAACCAACUUAGUAUCUCCUAAUAGAACUUAAUCACCAGUGAUAGUUCAUAAACAAUCGAUUUCUCAAGCAAAUAAUCCACUUUUAUCUUAAUAAUAAUGUCUACCUUAAACUUAUUAUGCAUCAUCAAGAACAACACCAAUAAAAAAUUUAGAAUAGAAAUUUGAAGUAAUAAAAUAAAAUAUUACUAUACCAACUUAAAAUUAAUCAUCUCCUGAAAGAAAUAAACCAAUUAUUCCUAAUGAUUUUGAAAUUUAAGUUUUACGUAAUGAAAUCAUAUUCAGAGAUUAAAAAAUUGUUGCAUUACAAAAAGCACUUGAUUUAUCUAAUGAUGAUAGGGUGAGAUUAAGAUCAGCAUUGGAAUAAAAAUCAAAUUUAUGUGUCAAUAAAGAAAGAGAAAUUGCUAAAUUAUUAGCUACAAUUCAUUAAAUGGAAUAUAAGAAAAGUGAAAGUUAAAUAAUCAAAGAUCUUCAACAAUAAAUUGAAACUCUAAAAAUAUUUAUUUAAGAGAAUGCUUUAGAUAAAUAAAAUAUUAAGAACGAAGAUACUAAUAAUUUUAAAGCUAAAAUGGCUAUACUUUAAUAAUAAUUAACCUAAUAAAUAAAUUAAAAUGAAUCACUCUAAUAGUAUAUAAAAGAACUUAUAAAUUAAAAUAAAGAUUUAUAAUUGAAAUAUACAGAAAAAUGUAUUGAAUUCCAAAAACUAGAGAUGUAAUUAGAUUAAAUCUAAAUAUUAUAAAAUGAACUUAAAGGAAAGGAAGAAGAAAUUGAAAUCUUAAAAGAAGAACUGAUCAAUGAUAAUACUAGUACUAACAUUAAAGAAUAAAGUUUUAUUGAUCAAUAAAAUGAAAUUUAGAAAUUUCUAAUUCAAAUAAAAUAAUAAUAUUUAGAAGAUUCUCCAAAACUAGAUAAAGAUGAUUAAGAUUCCAUUAAUAUUAAUCAACAUAUAUACAGUUUUUAAUCUACAGAUGAUUUUAAUAAAGUGGAAAUUUAGAAAACAAACAAAUGA
Messenger RNA from Paramecium sonneborni, 1017 nucleotides. Lineage: Eukaryota; Ciliophora; Oligohymenophorea; Peniculida; Parameciidae. The record is from the annotation of a GenBank genome assembly.